Scatophagus argus is the source of this 4535-nucleotide messenger RNA. RefSeq names its product angiotensin I converting enzyme (peptidyl-dipeptidase A) 1 (gene ace). Gene Ontology annotation, molecular function: metallopeptidase activity; peptidyl-dipeptidase activity. Bases 377 to 4243 code for a protein of 1288 amino acids. Gene Ontology annotation, cellular component: plasma membrane. The record is from RefSeq and is a predicted model, not a curated record. Gene Ontology annotation, biological process: proteolysis. The transcript has 25 exons. NCBI's taxonomy places the organism in Eukaryota, Metazoa, Chordata, Actinopteri, Scatophagidae.
AUGGUGUGUCAUAUCUUAUCUCUCAUCUCAGUUAUAGAAACUUGAAUAUCAAGACGUUGCCAGCUCUCUGAAUCCUGACAGGCUGGUACACUGAAAAAGAAGGGGGGUGGGGGGGGAUAUGUCCAAUGCUAUAGAGUGUUAAGAGGGAAGGCUGCAGAGAAGUGUGGGCUGGGUUAAACUGCCACUUAAAAAGAAGCUCGCUUUGGCAAUUGUGCACUUAACCAGCCAGGCUGGUAGGCUAAGAAGGGAACAGAGAAGGAGUGGUUGAGACAACAGCUCCAGGGGGAAGGUGUACUCUCACUUCAUUGGAGCAAGCGUAUUUAUAGCUUCCAACUCUUUCCAGUUUUUCUCUUCCACUCUUUGGUGGAGGAUAGCCAUGGGCACCGGUGUGGACAGGUUUCUGUGGACAGUGCUGCUGCUCCUGCCAGUCCUGGGACUCUCUGAGGCUCUACGUGAAAGCUGGCUGCCAGGAGACUAUGCAGACACCACAGAUGAUGCAUUGAGGUUCCUCAGCGACUACAACAGCACUGCUGAGGAGGUGUUAUUUUUCAGUGUCUCUGCCAGCUGGAACUACAACACCAACAUAACGGACUACAACUCCAAUCUUCAGGUAACUGCAUCCCUUGAAGAGCAAGCUUUCUCAUCAGCAUGGGGGUUAAAAGCCAAGCAAGUCUUCUCUCCUGCAGUUCUCAACGCUCUCUCCGACCCUAAAGACAAGAAACUGAUGGGCAAGAUCAAGAUACUGGGAGCUGCCAACCUGCCUCUGGACAAAAGAGAGAAGUAUAAUGAAAUUCUCAGCGAAAUGGACAAGAUUUAUUCUACAGCCAAGGUGCAUCCAGAGCCAAACAUAAGCUGGAGCCUGGAACCUGAGCUCACAGACAUCAUGGCCACAUCCAGGAGCUACAAGAGGCUGCUGUACGUCUGGGAGGGGUGGCACAAUGCAUCAGGUGUUCCUCUUAAGAAGCUCUACCCCGAAUUUGUGACACUCAGCAAUGCAGCCUCCCAAGCUGAUGGAUUUGCGGACACUGGAGCUGAAUGGCGCUCUUGGUAUGAGACUGAGACCUUUGAGCAAGAUCUUGAGCAACUCUACAGGACCAUUGAACCCCUCUACCAGAACCUGCAUGCCUUUGUGCGCCGCCAGCUCUACAACCAGUAUGGUUCCAAAUACAUCAACCUUAAAGGACCCAUCCCUGCUCACCUGCUUGGAAAUAUGUGGGCCCAGACAUGGAACAAUAUUUAUAAUAUGAUGAUCCCAUUUCCUGACAAACCCAACAUGGAUGUGACUGAUGAAAUGAUCAAGCAAGGCUAUAAUGCCACGCUCAUGUUUCGUGUGGCCGAGGAGUUUUUCACCUCUCUGGGUUUGGACGAGAUGCCGGAUGAGUUCUGGGAAGGAUCCAUGCUGGUGAAGCCAGAGGGUCGAGAGGUGGUGUGCCAUGCAUCUGCUUGGGAUUUUUACAACCGUAAAGACUUCAGGAUCAAACAGUGCACUACUGUGACGAUGGAGCAGCUCUUCACUGUACACCAUGAGAUGGGACACGUCCAGUAUUACCUGCAAUACAAGGACCUGCCUGUGGGCUUCCGUCGUGGAGCCAACCCUGGUUUUCAUGAGGCUAUUGGUGAUGUUUUGUCUCUCUCCGUUUCCACACCUAAACAUCUGCAAACCAUUCGUCUGCUGGAAACCGUGACCUCUGACAAUGAAACUGACAUCAACUACCUGUUAAAGAUGGCUCUGGAAAAGAUAGCCUUCCUUCCCUUUGGCUACCUCAUUGACCAGUGGAGAUGGGGGGUGUUCAGUGGAAAAAUCCCUGAAAAUCGGUACAACUCAGAAUGGUGGUACCUCAGGACAAAAUAUCAAGGUAUCUGCCCACCCUCCAGACGUACAGAAGACCACUUUGAUCCAGGGGCAAAAUACCACAUCCCUGGAAACACACCAUACAUCAGGUAUUUUGUCAGCUUCAUCCUGCAGUUCCAGCUUCAUGAAAAACUGUGCCAGGCAGCUAAUCACACCGGUCCCUUGCACAAAUGUGACAUCUACCGUUCCGCAGAAGCAGGGGCCAUUUUGAAAAAAAUUCUUCAAGCUGGCUCUUCCAAACCUUGGCCAGAGGUACUCCAGGAGGCUAUAGGCACCAACAAGUUGGAUGCCAACUCACUGAUGAAAUACUUUGAGCCCAUUACUGAAUGGCUGAAAAACCAAAAUGAAAAACUGAAUGAGACUUUGGGAUGGCCUGACUUCAACUGGGUUCCACCCAUCCCUGAGGGUUAUCCUGGGGACAUUGACAAGAAUACAGAUGAGCUUGAUGCACAGAAAUUUCUGGAUGAGUACAACAGCACAGCAGAGGUGGUGUGGAAUGCCUACACUGAGGCCUCCUGGAAGUACAACACUGACAUCAACGAAGAUAAUAAGCAGGCGAUGCUUGAGAAGAACCUGGCGAUGUCAGCCCACACCCUGAAGUAUGGACAGAGGGCCCGUGAGUACGACACCACUGACUUCCAGGAUGACUCGGUCAAACGCAUCAUCAAAAAACUCAGUGACAUUGAGAGGGCUGCUCUGCCCCCAGCAGAACUGGAAGAGUACAACAAUCUCCUGUCCAACAUGGAGACCAAGUACAGUGUAGCUGAUGUCUGCAGAAAAAAUGGGACAUGCCAUCCACUGGAUCCAGAUCUCCAGAAGAUCAUGGCAGAGUCCAGGGAUUAUGAUGAAUUGUUAUUUGCCUGGAAAGGUUGGAGAGAUUCUGCUGGCAAAGUACUACGUCAGGAUUACAAGAGAUAUGUUGAACUGGCCAACAAAGCUGCAAGACUAAAUGAUCACUCUGACAAUGGGGCUUUCUGGCGCUCCCUAUAUGAAACCCCUACCUUUGAGGAUGACCUGGAGACUCUGUGGAAAGAGCUGGAGCCACUCUAUUUGAAUGUUCACGCCUAUGUUCGCAGGGCUCUGUACAAAAAGUAUGGCCCUGACCGCAUCAACCUGAAGGGACCCAUUCCUGCUCAUUUGCUGGGCAACAUGUGGGCACAGACUUGGUCUGGCAUAAUGGAUUUAGUCAUGCCCUACCCAGAUGCCACGCAGGUUGACGCUACUCCAGCUAUGGUGGCACAGGGCUGGAAUGCCAUCAGAAUGUUCCAGGAAUCAGACAAGUUUUUCACUUCUCUGGGUCUGCUGCCAAUGCCACAAGAGUUCUGGGACAAGUCCAUGCUGGAGAAGCCAUCUGACGGACGGCGGGUGGUGUGUCACGCCUCUGCGUGGGAUUUCUAUAAUCGAAAGGACUUCAGGAUCAAACAGUGUACUGUUGUGACUAUGGAUGACUUGAUCACGGUGCACCAUGAAAUGGGCCACGUCCAGUACUUCCUGCAGUACAAAGACCAGCCCGUGUCCUUCCGUGAUGGAGCCAAUCCUGGCUUCCACGAGGCUAUCGGUGAUGUAUUAGCCUUGUCUGUGUCCACACCCAAACAUCUGCAGAGCAUCGGGCUCCUGGACAAAGUUGAAAGCAACCAUGAGAGUGAUAUCAACUUCCUAAUGAGCAUGGCGCUUGACAAAAUCGCCUUCCUACCAUUUGGCUACCUGAUGGAUCAGUGGAGAUGGAAGGUAUUUGAUGGACGCAUCCCUACAGCGGAAUACAACAAAGAAUGGUGGAACCUCAGAAUGAAGUACCAGGGACUGUGCCCUCCUGUAGCCCGUACUGAGGAUGACUUCGACCCAGGUGCAAAGUUCCACAUCCCUGCUAAUGUGCCCUACGUGAGGUACUUUGUGAGCUUCAUCAUCCAGUUUCAGUUCCACAAGGCUCUGUGUGAUGCUGCCAAGCAUGUUGGGCCUCUACAUACCUGCGAUAUCUACCAAUCUAAAGAGGCUGGGAAGCUUCUGGGUGAUGUGAUGAAGCUGGGCUUCAGUAAGCCCUGGCCCGAGGCCAUGACCAUGAUCACCGGCCAGCCCAAAAUGAGUGCUCAGCCGCUCAUGGAGUAUUUCCAACCUCUUAUUCAGUGGCUGGAGAAAGAGAACGAUAACAACAAAGAUGUUCGUGGGUGGCCAGAGUAUGACUGGAAACCUGUACAACAGGAAACUGUGGUUGAAAUUCCAAAUGAUAAAGUGGACUUCCUGGGUAUGAGUCUGGACAGCUCAGCUGCCAAAGCUGGCCAGUGGGUCCUGUUGGUCCUUGGUAUUGUCUUCUUGGUGGCCACCAUCAUAAUGGUCUUCAAGUACAGGAGGUCAAAAAAGCAUGAAAAAUCCUCAUCCAUGAUGGAGCUGAAGUGAAAGUCUACAGUGAUGGCUACAGUAAGACCUGAUUUACUGUAGAAUAGCAGAGUGCCAACCUCAAUGUGAACAGUGCAUCUGAUAAAAUUCUCUGCUUUUUGGUCUCCUUAUUUAGUCUUAAAUAUUUAUUGUAUACACUUCCGAUUAAUUUUUGCCUAUGCAAAAGAACAAUUUUGUAAUUUAUUUACAAUAUUUGAUGGUUUGGAAGGAAAUGUUUAAAAAAAUGUUUGUAAAGUUAUGACUUUUGAUUACCUUUAUUUGAUUUUGUUUCUUUUUUGUUUGGUGCUCUGUA